AUGUUGAGAUCGGCGGAGGAUUUCAUCGCUCGUGAGGUCGCCGCCGAGGUCGCCCAGCUUCAAGAACGGGCGCUGUCAACAUCUGAAAAAUCGUCCUACGACGAUGAAUACCCGGGGGCGUCGAUGCUGCACUCGACCACCCCGCCCCUCCCCCAGCAUACCCUGCUGAGUCACAUCAACAACAAGGGGAGCUCCGAUGGCUCCAGCAACGGCGCCAGCUCGGUGGUCGAUGCCCGUACCGCUGAAGAAGUUGCUCAGGAUGUCGAAGCCGCUGCUGCCGCCGCUGGACUCCACAAUGAUGUCGAUGAUGUUGUCAAGCGAGCAGUGGCGGCGCUCCAGGCGUCAGGCCAACAGAUCGACCAGUAUAUUGACCCUGCUAUUGGCGGCGAACAACCAGCCGAAGACACUCUGCGCAAACGGAAACGGAGCCACGAGGUGUCGUUUGUGUGCCCCGUUUGCGAUAUCCUGUUCCCGCUGGAACAAACAUACUAUCUCCACAAGCGCACCCACGCCGGACUGAAAGAUAACCGGUGUCUGAUUUGCAAGAAGUCCUACACUCAGUACAAUAACCUCGUCAUGCACCGGGUGACGAUCCACCAGGAUUUAGUGGUGGCCGACGAGCCCGAAUACACCCCUGAAGAAUUGCUGUCGCUACGCGUGUUCCACUGUAACCAGAGCACGUGCCAGGCGACGUUUACGUCGUACGAAAAACUCUUGGUGCACAAGUAUGAACAGCACGGCACAACUAAUCUGAAACGACCUUACAAGAAAAGCGCCACGGAGAAAAUUCAUGUGUGCAACCAUGAUGGGUGUACCAAGCUGUUUUCAAAGGCUCUGGACUUGACGAGACACCGCCGGACCCAUACUGGCGAACGACCGUUCCAGUGCGACUCAUGCAACGCUCUGUUUGCUCAGAAAUAUCGCUUGACGACGCACCGGCGUAUUCACACUGGAGAAAAGCCGUUCCUGUGUACUUUCUGUGGUAAACAGUUUGCACGAGGAGAUGCGGUUCGAGCUCACAUAUUUGCUGUGCAUCGCUCGAACGGGGAGCUGUGGUAA
Molecule: messenger RNA, 1059 nt
Organism: Diutina rugosa
Lineage: Eukaryota; Fungi; Ascomycota; Pichiomycetes; Serinales; Debaryomycetaceae
Product: C2H2-type zinc finger protein
Exons: 1
Coding region: 1-1059 (352 amino acids)
Biological process (GO): regulation of transcription by RNA polymerase II
Molecular function (GO): RNA polymerase II cis-regulatory region sequence-specific DNA binding; DNA-binding transcription factor activity
Source: RefSeq, a predicted model, not a curated record